CGUAGUUUCUGGAAGAGCUGAGGGAAACUGCAGGCAGCCGCUGCUCUGAAGAUGGCCCACUUCUUCAACAGGCCUGCGACCCGCGGUGGAAGAAACUCUCAGUGUGUCUGCCUGGACGAUUUGUCACAAGGAACAAUGCUGCCCCGUUGGGAACUGUCUUUUUACCUGUUUGCUUCACUAGGCUUCCACUUAUAUUCUUUCUAUGAAGUUUACAAAGCUUCUAGAGAACAUGAAGAGGAGCUGGAUCGACAGUUUGCCCUGGAGAUUGGCACUUUAUUUGGAGGAUUAAAGAAGGACCCGACCGACUUUGAGUGGAGCUUCUGGAUGGAAUGGGGCAAACGGCGGCUGGUGCAGUUUCUGUUUGGUCACAUGGCUGUGUCUCAGCUGGCCAACAUGCUUGCAAGGAAGCACAGACCCUGGAUCCUGGGGGCUUAUGGAAUAUGGGCCUCCUGGUGUGUGCUGGGGGCCCAUGGCACCGCCAUUAUUUUUCUCCACACCCUCAUCUCCUUCUGUGUAGCCCAGUUCCAGUCGCUGGUCCUCACAUGGCUCUGUUCUCUCCUCCUGCUCUCCACACUGAGGCUGCAAGAUGUGGAGGAAGUUAAGAGAGGCUGGUACCAGACCGAAAACGAGUACUACUUGCUGCAGUUCACGCUGACUGUGCGCUGCCUAUCCUACACCAGCUUCAGCCUGGAGUUCUGCUGGCAGGAGAUGCCCACCGGGAGCAGCUUCUACUCCUUUCCCUGGCUGGUGGCCUAUGUCUUCUAUUACCCUGUCUUCCACAAUGGGCCCAUCCUCAGCUUCCCGGAGUUCAUCGCAAAGAUGCAGCGGCAAGAGGACUGCUCGCUGAAGUCCAACCUUUCCGCCUUUGCCGUGGGGCUGGGUCGCCUCCUCUGCUAUUGGUGGCUGGCCGAGCUGAUGGUUCACCUCAUGUACAUGCACGCUAUCUACGGCAGUGCCUCCCUCCUGAGGGCUGUCUCUUGUUGGACCUUAGGAGGACUGGCGUUGGCCCACGUGCUCUUCUUUUAUCUGAAGUACUUGGUGCUCUUCGGUGUCCCAGCUCUACUCAUGCGCCUGGAUGGACUCACGCCGCCGCCCCUCCCUCGCUGUGUGAGCACCAUGUUCAGUUUCACUGGCAUGUGGAGGUAUUUUGAUGUAUCGGUUUUACAUCUGUAUGCAGUCAGAUCUCUCAUUCUUUGCCUGUAUAGUUUCUGCCUUUGGUGA
Leptonychotes weddellii (Weddell seal) is the source of this 1221-nucleotide messenger RNA. NCBI's taxonomy places the organism in Eukaryota, Metazoa, Chordata, Mammalia, Carnivora, Phocidae. The record is from RefSeq and is a predicted model, not a curated record.